CAGCUUAGUCAGCAUCGUGCAUUUCUUUUUCUCUCGACCACGGUACCAACGCCAGCAUCAACCACGGUGAACCAGAGUGCUCUCUUUUGGCUCGUUUGCUUCAGGCGCCAAAGAAACAUUCUUAUAGCAGACCCCAAACUACGUGUUGCUGGAUUGUAACCUUUGCAAGAGAACCACAAAUCGUGUUGGUUGGAGGAUCAUCUCGUACGGAAUGAUUUUACGGAUAUCUUCUUUGUCGUUGAGAACUAGCCUCAGUCCUGGAUACCCAGUGACAUUCCGUCGUACAUUCGCCACCCCCCUUUCGCUCAGACGUGACUUUCGAACAUGCCCAGAUAUCUCGACACUGAACGCCGCUAAUUUGUCACGGAAUGACCUUUGCGAUUUCUCAAAUAUGAUUUCAGUCAGCACCCCGGAAGAGCUCUCUUCUCCAAGACAGCUCAGGUAUUUGCGGGUUGGCGCAACUAAUCUUCCCUUUCCUAAAUCCUGUAAAGGGUUUCUCUACUAUUGGACACAUCCCGAUCUUCCUGUUGCUCUUGGCAGUAUUCGCUUCCGUAUCAUUCCCGAGGGCGAUCCGUCCUUAUUUAGUGCGGGGAAAGACCUACUCCUGCCCAACGGUAUGCCAUGGUCGAUUCCCCUACACCAAUUAGUAGUGUGGAAAGGGAACAUGCUGCGACUGCUUUUAAAAGACAAGCUCGUUGACCAAAGUUUAAUCAGCUCGGAAUAUAUACGUGUGUUUGUGGAGCUACGCUUGAAGAAGGAUUCGACACUUCUGCGGUCUCCGGAAGAAUCAUUUCCCAUAAGCCUUCCCCAAGACUCGUUACACCUGCAUCUAUUAUCCGAAGAUCACCAAGCUCAAAAGGUGGCUUUCUUCUUCAAACCUAUGGUCGAAUUUCAGGAACUUGUCAAGCCUGGACAACAAGUCUAUGCUCAUGCCCGUCUUGAGGUUAUACGCCCUAAGGGCAACCGUCUCGCGUUGGGUCUUCGCAUUUCGAAUGUCCUUUUACGGGGUGUCCAGGUUGACAGGGAGUUCCCGCUAAUCGAGUGCAAGGCAGUGAAGGGUCGUUCCGCUCUCCAGUCUUGGUUUCCAAAUAUAUACGAAAUACCUGAAAAUUAGAAUUUUGCCAGUUGAAAGAUCAGGAUUUGAGCCAUGAGCCCGGUCUCGUUC
Messenger RNA from Desarmillaria tabescens, 1165 nucleotides. RefSeq lists its product as uncharacterized. The coding region runs from base 212 to 1114 and encodes 300 amino acids. The record is from RefSeq and is a predicted model, not a curated record. NCBI's taxonomy places the organism in Eukaryota, Fungi, Basidiomycota, Agaricomycetes, Agaricales, Physalacriaceae. The transcript is spliced from 3 exons.